Molecule: messenger RNA, 2457 nt
Organism: Syngnathoides biaculeatus (alligator pipefish)
Lineage: Eukaryota; Metazoa; Chordata; Actinopteri; Syngnathiformes; Syngnathidae
Product: cysteine/serine-rich nuclear protein 1-like
Exons: 5
Coding region: 281-1999 (572 amino acids)
Biological process (GO): regulation of transcription by RNA polymerase II
Cellular component (GO): nucleus
Molecular function (GO): DNA-binding transcription factor activity, RNA polymerase II-specific; sequence-specific DNA binding
Source: RefSeq, a predicted model, not a curated record
AAUGAUAGGAACUAUUUUAUUUUUCAGCGUCCUCGGUUGAUUUGAAAUGCGGUUGAUGUAAAAUGUCUUAUCAGUACAGCUAGCCAACGAUCGGUUCGCGACGAGGUAAGCCGCGAGUUCUCUUGCAGUCACUUGUCAUCUUUGAGGUGCCAGCAGCCCCUGAGGCGUUGACUGCCUGCUCCAGUGCAACAUUAGCCUCACGCAGACACUGACGAGACCGACAGCCCUGCCACAAAUCCUCACUUUUUCCUCAUUAUGCUGCCUUUCAAGCACUGAAUGUAUGUCAACCACCAGAGCUCCAACAAUGGCGGGUGUCCUGAAGCGAAAGUUUGCGGCAGUUGAGGAAAACCCCAGCUAUUCUUCUUCUUCUUUGUCUUCUCAUCCACCCUCUUCACCCACGUCUUCGGAGUGCGAGUCAGACGGGGAGAUCGGCUCCUCUGAGAUGCAGGAUUUCACACCUCACAGUCCCUCUGCGGCCACCGUUGUACCAAGCCGGUCCAUAGUGAAAAAGCCGAGGCUGGUAAAGAGCCAGUGUCGUGUGCGCUUCGACCAAGUGGCGGUUUUCAGUUUUCCUCGCUGCCAGGGCUUCAUUAGCGUGCCCAGCCGCGGCGGUGCCACCCUGGGAAUGAUGCGGCAGCACAGCACCCUUCACAAGUACACAGUAGCAGAGCAUGCAUCGGCGCAACGGCGGCACCGGCGCAAGAGGCACCUGCUCAGAUUGAGAGAGGAGACGUACGACUCAUUGAAACACGACCUGCUCACCAAUGAGGCUGUUGGCCAAAAUGAAGCAGGUCAACUCACAGUAGAAGGGUUCCCAUCUGAAGGGGCUGAUGUCCACAUGAAUGAUGCUGAGCUGGACGACAGAGGAUCGCUGCAGCCGUACUCAUCCAGCCAGCGGCAGGCUCUCCUGCUGGCAUCUGGAGUCAAGCGCAUUGACAAGGAAGAGAAGAAGCAGCUUCAUGCGUUGCGUUUGUCCAGAGAAGCUUGUGGAUGCGACUGCCAGGGCUUUUGUGAGCCCGAGACCUGUGCCUGCAGCUUGGCAGGCAUCAAGUGCCAGGUGGACCGCUUCAGCUUCCCAUGUGGCUGCACAAAGGACGGCUGUGGAAACACUGAGGGCCACCUCGAGUUUGACUCCAAACGUGUGCAGACGCAUUACAUCCACACCGUCAUGCGUCUCGAUUUAGAGCGCCGAACGGGAGCCGAAACAACCAGCCGAGCGGACCAGAAAUCCGAAAUCCUCGUUGAAUCUGAGGAUCUGAGUGAGGCUCAUCACGUGAGGAAUGAAGCAUACAAGACGUGCCCUUUUGGUUUUCCUUUGGAACAGGACAAUCUUGCGAGUCCCACCAGUCCAAUGUUUAAUUUCCUCCCGGAACGAGGAGUGGUGGAAGACAACAGCUGCAGUAGCGACAUGACGGAAUCCUCCAGCUCUUCUUCUGAUUGCGACGGCGGGCGUCUUCCUGCCAAUCACAGACGAGAGGCUUGUGCCCUCCGCGUCUGUGAUUCUGAAAAUAAUAGCUACUCCGUGUGUCACCAACUGAGACUCAUGGCAGCGCCGAUGACCCUGGGCAGCAGCAGUUGUCACUCUAACGGCACUACAGCUGACAAAAGAGGACCGCUUUCAGCAAACACCUUGACAGACAAUAAAACCACAGUGGUGGUAACGGAUUAUCUGGAUGAAAAUGCAAACCUCACAAGAGACCCAUUUGACGACGACGAUUCCCUCGAAGGCUUUCCGAACACUCCCUCCCCUACCCUGGACUAUUCCUCUAGCGGGUACAAAGACCCGAGUCUCUCUUCAGAGUCCGACUUGGAGUUUUUUGACAAUGACUAUCCCUCCGGACCACGACACGGCUCCUUUAAAGAGCACAGACACUCAGACAGCUUUCACCCCCUCCAGCUCAUCAGCUCUGUUUAUUUGCCACAGUGCCAAUCGAGCACCGUCCUCCUGGAGUCUCUCAUUGGCCUGACUGAGCCAAACCCACAACUGCCUUAUGAUUGAAACAUUUGAAAUUAAAUGCAUUGAACAUUUUUGAUAGACAAAGAGAUGUGUUUGAGAAUGAUUAAUACAGAUGUGGUGUUAUGAUUUUACUGAUAUUAAAAUGUACUUUUUUUUUAAUCUACUACUAUAUAUUUUCAGCGAGGUCCACACACUUGUUUCCAUUUCAGGAACUUUGAUUACUUGUUUACAUUCCCUUUAAUACCAUUGCUAAAAAAAUAUAUUGGAUUUCCAAUAUAUGGCUUGUAUGCCAUAUGUAUGAACAUCUGUCUCACAAAAUCUCAACUUUUUUUUAAAUUAUUAAGGUACCUGACCAUAGUACAAGCAGCACAAGCAGAUGACCUAUGGAAAACCAGUUUACUUUUGGUCUUAGUCAUUUAAAUGACUGGUUAAGGUUUUACAUGCCUUCAAAUAUAUUUAUGUACUGUAGUAAUAAACUGAAGUAUUUAUUUAUUAAGUCA